Messenger RNA from Syngnathus acus (greater pipefish), 2118 nucleotides. RefSeq names its product solute carrier family 3 member 2a (gene slc3a2a). Lineage: Eukaryota; Metazoa; Chordata; Actinopteri; Syngnathiformes; Syngnathidae. Bases 170 to 1705 code for a protein of 511 amino acids. The transcript has 11 exons. The record is from RefSeq and is a predicted model, not a curated record. Gene Ontology annotation, biological process: carbohydrate metabolic process; amino acid transport.
AGAGUCGACACCCAUCCACCCACCCAUACGGGAGGAGGAGGGCUCUCAACUCACCAGGGCAGCUACAUAAACACAGAGCUGCUUUCCUAAUCAGAUUACAACCUGACUGGAAGGAGCGGCCAAGUGCAGCUACGGAUUCAGAAUUUACACAAAGCAGAGUAGAAUAAAGAUGACCGCUGAAGUGGACAUGAAGGAUGUGGAACUCAACGAGCUGGACCCUGAGAAGCAGCCCAUGACCGCCGACGGGCAGGCGGUCAGCGGUGAGAAAAAUGGCAGCGUCAAGGUGAAGAUUCCGACAGAAGAGGCGUUCACGGGCCUGUCCAAAGAAGAACUCAUGAAGGUUGCUGGCACUCCAGGAUGGGUGAGGACCCGCUGGGUGCUGCUCAUCCUCUUCUGGCUAGGCUGGCUGGGCAUGCUGGCCGGCGCCAUCGCCAUCAUUGUCAAAGCCCCACGCUGCAAACCCAUCCCGGAGAUGAACUGGUGGAACCAGGGACCUCUGUACCAGAUCUCUGACGUUGAGGCUUUCUCCGAAGGAUUGGCCGGUAUCGAGCAAAAGCUGGACAGCGUGAACCAGUUGAAGGUGAAAGCUUUGGUGCUCGGCCCUUUUCACACCGUGCAGGUCGACCAGCCGAGCACUCUCAACCUGAAGCAGAUCGACCCGACUCAGGGGAGUGAGAAAGACCUGAUCACUGUGCUGGAGAAAGCCCGCAAGAAGGGUAUUUCUGUGGUGCUUGACUUGACUCCAAACUAUCCGGGAGCUUCCCCGUGGUUUGGCACCAGCGACAUCAACAAUGUGCUGGACCGCGUCCAGGAGGCGGCGGAGUACUGGUUCAAGCUGGGUGUGGACGGCAUCAAGAUCGCCGAUCUCGCCACGGCCUCCAACACUGGGGACUUGUCGCAAUUGCUGGCCGUGGUUAAGGGCAAUGACACCGACGGGGACACCAAGAAAAAGAUGCUGAUGGGCGUGGCCCAAGGCGUUUCGGCCGCAGAGCUCUCCCAGCUGGUCAACACCACCGGUGCUGAUCUGGUGCUGUCGGACCUGCUCAGCGCCAAGAGUCAAGGUGGGGAGCGUAUCGACGCUUUGAACAUUCUGCACUCCGACCAGAGAAGUCUGGGCUGGGGUCUCGGCGCCGCCCAGGGGGAUCAGCUGUCUAAACGGGCCGCAUCUCAGGCGCUGAUCCGCCUCUACCAGCUGCUGCUCUUCACCAUGCCCGGAACGCCUGUCUUUAGCUAUGGGGACGAGAUUGGCCUUCAGAUGGAUGGUGAAAAAUCUCCCACAAUGGUUUGGAACCUCGAGGAGGACCCCGACGCCGAAGGAGCCCCCGGCAAUGAAACCGCAGAGGCUCAGCGCAAGGAAUACGUCGGCGUGAGGAAGUGGUUCAGAUCCCUCAGCGACCUGCGAGGCAAAGAGCGCUCCCUCCUUUAUGGCGACUACUACACUCUCCAGUCCUCCGUCUCCUCGCUCGCUUUCCUGCGCCUGUGGGACCAGAGCGAAAGAUAUGUCACGGCGGUCAACUGGGGCAACGCGUCAGAGACACUCCAGCUCGCACUAGCGCCGACAGCAGAAAAAGUGGAGUUACCAAAAAUGGCUACGGUCACGAUGUCCACGGAUCCAGAAAUGGAGGCCGACUCGACGGUGGACCUGGACAAACUCACCCUGGGACCUGGACAAGGCGUCCUCCUGCAGUUCCCCUACAAUGGCUAAAGAUGGCGCCAGAUGAUUAAUGUUGAAUCUAUAGUUUUACAAAUAAUGUAGCUUGUUCAAAAGAUUCACAUUUGUCUUGACACUUUCUACAGAACUAAAUUAGGUAAAAAAAAAUAUGAUAUAUUGCGCAUUGGCCAGUCUACUUGCAUUUGAUUGGUUUUUAAAAGCUGGCUACCUUUCACACAUGCACUCCGUGAAUAUGCAGAUUGUUUACAAAAAAAAUUACAUUCCGUUAUUGUUGUUUGGCCAUUUCUCUGUGAGCUGUUUGGAUGUUUUUUGUUUUGAAAGAAGUAACUUUUAUAGUCAUUUUUUUAAACAUCAGAUUGAAAGUUUGAACCUGUAUGUUGUUCUCACACUAAAGCAUUCGUGACAAAAUGGUCACGGAAAUGAAUAAACAUAAAGUUCUGUACUGA